UGUUCUUUCUCACUAGAUGACCCAGGAGCAGUACAUCCUGGCAUCUCAGCCGAACCCCCUCCAAAGGCCGGGAUGUGCUACUGUGUACCCUGUGGGGAUUUAUGGCUGGCGAAAGCGCUGUCUCUAUUUCUUCAUCCUCCUUCUCCUCGUCACCAUGAUCGUCAACCUAGCUUUGACCAUCUGGAUUUUAAAAGUCAUGAACUUCACCGUGGAUGGCAUGGGAAAUCUCCGCAUAACCAAAGAGGGCAUCAGAUUAGAGGGUGUGUCGGAGUUCCUUCUACCACUUUAUGUGAAAGAGAUCAAAUCCCGACGGGACAGUCCCCUGGUCUUACAGUCAGACCGCAAUGUGACAGUGAAUGCACGAAAUAACCUUGGCCAGCUGACAGGACAACUCACUGUGGGCUCAGAGAUGGUAGAAGCCCAGUGUCAGCGGUUCGAGGUGAAAAGUAGUGAUGGCGAGAGAGUUCUCUUCUCUGCUGAUGAAGAGGAGAUCAGUAUUGGCACAGAUAAAUUGAGGGUCACAGGCAACGAGGGAGUUGUGUUUAGUCAUUCAGUGGAAACACCACACGUUCGAGCUGAACCAUUCCAAGAUCUGAAGCUAGAGUCUCCAACAAGGACACUGACACUGGAGGCUCCCAAAGGUGUUGAAGUGAACGCGGGAGUAGGGGAAUUCAAAGCUUCUUGUAGGAAAGAUCUCACUUUAGAGUCUUCAGAAGGAGAGAUCUUCUUAAAUGCAAACUCAAUCCGUCUUGGAAAUCUUCCACACGGGAGCGUGGACCUAUUGCUUGGUCCAGGGACCACAUACUCCAAACAGACUGUGUACGAGGUGUGUGUAUGUCCCAGUGGCAAGCUCUAUCUGUCUCCUGCAGAGAGCUCUUCCACCUGCCAGACCACUAAUAGUGUGUGUCUCUGGAGCUGAGAAAGGUGGGUGGGCCAUGGACCACCCAGCACCAGAAAGGCCUUCCUUCACCUUCCCUCUCUUGCUCCUUUCCUUCCUCCUCUGGUUUCCUCUAUCUUAUUCUUUUUCUUUAUUCUGUAAUGUCUUUCUUUUAUCCACACUUACAUCUGUCCAUCUGCCCUUACAUUUGUCCAUCCAGUAUCUGUCUAUCUAUCUAUCUAUCUAUCUAUCUAUCUAUCUAUCUAUCUAUCUAUCUAUCUAUCUAUCUAUCUAUCUAUCUAUCUAUCUAUCUAUCUAUCUAUCUAUCUAUCUAUCUAUCUAUCUAUGUCUUUCUGUCCGUCAUCAAAGCAUCUUUCUCAUAAUGGCCGUGAAUCCGUCUUUUACUUUAUUUUGUCCUUUCUUGGUCUUCCUCUUGUCUAUUCUCCUCCUCUUUCAAUUUGUUCUCUUUCCCAUUUUCCUCUUCCUCUUUGUCCUCUCAAGCAGAAUUCAGGAAUCAUUUGACGUAUCUUGGCUCGGCUGGAGCCUCAUGUCCCCAAUCUGUAAAUGGAGCAGAAACUCUCUUGUUUUUUGUUUUUUUUUUGUUUUGUUUUUCUGUGAGUGUUUUGUUCCUCUUAUUUUUGUACGAGCGUCUGACUCAGUGGAGGAUUGUGAAUGUGUGCCGGGACGCUGGACUGCACUCAUGAAUGAGCACACACACGGCGACCCGCAGACGAGCGCGUGUUUUUUUCUAAAGAAGAUACUAAGGUGCCUUUGCUACUGUUAGUAAAGCACAUCACCUGCUACUGUCCCUCCACGCUCCACGUGCAGUAAGACUAACCUCCGCUAGGAAAACUGACCGAACGAACCCUGUACUCUAUUUUUUAGUUCAUUGGUCGAAAAGAUAAUACGAUAAACCGAAAAGAAAACAUUUUUUUUUUUUUAAUCUCUUGGAUGUUUCUUUUCUUUUUUUCUUUUUUUUUUGGAAAAAAGCACAAGAUUAUGCCAUGUAUAUAACAACAUUAAUAAAUAAUAAUAAAAAGAGAAAGUUUAUUUUAAGAAUUUUGUAUUCAAGAAUGCUUGAUAAUGUUUCUUUUUAUUGCUUUGGUCUCAUGGACACUAGGAUGGGCCAGUGUUAAAAAAAAAAUAUAUAUAUGUUUGUUUAUUUAUUUAUUUUUUUAUUUUAUUUUAAAACUCUUUCCUGUUAUCAAUCAAACUAAACUUUUGGAUUGUGUUUAGGUCUUAACUAAAAUUGAUCCUGCCAGUCAAAAAGAGGUGCCAUAAUAUAUAUUUUUUUUUUUCUUGGUAAUUCUCUCCACAUGAUGUAGUGUAAAACUCAAUACUGCAAGUUUAUUAUUAAUCAUCAUUGUUACAUUAUUUACUGUUUUUAGAGUUUCAGACCAUGGACCACUGCACUGGAGUAAAUUGAAAUAUGAUUUAGAGGCACGUUUCUGCAAAAAAGAUCUCACAGUGAAAGUACACUGCCAAUAUGGAAUAACCUAUGAAGUUAUGUAGGGAAAAGUGUAUACAGUUAUGAGAAACGGUUAUUGACCCAUUUGGAAUAAUAUGAAUUUAUGCAAGAGUAGCUCCUAAAAUAUAAUUUCAUAGUAAUAAAUUAAAUGAUAAUCAAAGAUAGUUCUAUUUUAUAAGCAAAAUGCACAAAUUUAGAAGCCAUUCAUGUAACGUUCCAAUUCCAAAGAGGUUAACAAACUUAUUGUACAGCAGUGAUCCAAUAUCACUUGUGUUUAUGACGGUCAACAAACUCAUUAUGACACAUGAAACAUAGUCGUUUGAGAAUUUUGACAGCAGUUUUCUUCAGUUGCGAGAGACAAGUAUGUUUGGCAAUAGGAGAUAAAAAGUGUAUAACAACUGAAGCAUAUAGCUCUAUGUUUAAAAGCUCAACUUUGUUUUUCCAAGAUAUCCAAGCCACAAAUGCCCGCAUAACCGUUUAAAAUAUGGAAGAACCUGACUAGAUUAACACAGAACCCAGCUAAUGUAUAGUAGUAUGAGGUGCUUAGCAUCAAAAUAACUAUUUAUUUAUUUUUGUGUUUGCGUUCUGUAGGAGAGAUUUCUUAAAUUAAAAAAAAAGAUAUAUUUUCUUACAAAUUCUAUGCAAUGUGUUUGUAAGAUUGCUGAUCUCACAGCAAUUCGUACGAUUUAUUUAUUUUUUUCCUGAGGUCGCUAAUUCAUACGCAUUCAUACGACCUCACUUGUUCAAAUUCGACCGAUGUUUGCUAAUUCAUACAUAUUUUACGAGUUACCAACCCCUGAACCCGCCCCUUAACCUACCCAUCACGUGGGUUUAGAUAAAAUUAGCCACCUUUUAAUCACUCGUACGAAUUGGUCAUGAGAUAGCGUUGAGAUUGCUGUGAGGGUGGAAUAGUAUUCAUUUAUCUGAGGUCAUGUUAAUGUCCUAGAUUUUCUUUUCAUCAUAACUCCAGUAUUAUACCAUUCAAAUGAAAGUGGCUCAUGAAGCGAGUUUGAAAAUCAUUAGAAAUAAACAUGAAAUGAACACAUGCAAUUAUGUUUUUUUGGAAAAUGAACCCCAAUCACAGUCUUUCCCUUUGUUUGCUUUUCAUGUUGUUUCCCAGCAAUGUCAGUGCCAUUGACAUUUGGCAGAGUCCAGGGUAGUUGAUUUAUUUUCUGUGAAGAUAAUAAUGGACAUAUGUUACUACAUCCCCCAGUCUCUGUCUUUCUUUCUUUCCAUUUUCUUUCCAUUUUCUAUCAAUUUUUGACUAGAAUGGGUAGACGCAGGCAGAGGCAGUCUUUGAGGCUUUCGGAUCAAAUUUACCAUGAAAUAGAACAUCUUCAUAAAAGGAUGAGGUCAGUGCUUUGGUUAGGACUCACUCUUCUGGCACCUCCACCAUCAUUUGGAAAAGCAGAGAGGUCUUAUAAAGCUUACGAACUCUGGGAGUGAAGCUAAACAUCAGAGGAGAUUGAGGUCCAUAAAAAGCAUACUCAUUCUUCACUGUGUUUUGUGCUCAUAAAAUUUGACGCACUAUUAAAAACGUGUUUCGAGUGUAAAACAAACACCCUUUAGGGUUUGUUUCUUUUUUAACAUGUGUACUCAUUUUGUGUUAUUGCACUUUAUUUACCCUUUUAUGUGUUUUAAAAUGAGAUUUGACGGUGAAAUAUGAUUAAAUCUGUUUCCAAGGGCUUUGAAAAAACUUUGUUGAGUCUUGAGAUGCAGAUUCAUCACAAAUUCUUAUUGUUGAAUGCAAUCUGUACUAUAGUGUUUGAAAGUUGAACUAGAUUAAAAAUAGCUUCACUAAACAAUUACGAACUUGUCUAGGACAAAACAGCUGUUGACUGAGUUCACUCGGAUUGAAUAGCGUCUACGAAGAUAGCUGAAAUUAAUUUUAGUUGUAUUCUUCUCUAAAUAAUGAAUGUUUUUGAGAUGCCUCAUUGGCAUUCAUAAGGGAUAAACGCGUUAUAUAAAGCAUUGAGAGGUAGACAGACAGCUCACAACCCCCAGGAGGCAAAUGACUGAAUCCACAUGUAAACGUUUUUACAGUUUUCAUCUAUUACAGUUGAUGUUUCUGUUUUCACUAUCAUUCUUACCUCAAUUGUCUCCCGCUUUUUCGGUGAAUUUACACCAUGAGACCCAACAGUAUGUGGUCAUGAACAACAACAUUCAAAGUGGCAUUUACAGUCACUUUUGCAUGUGGGUUUUCAGACUUAUUUGCCUCUGCCUGCGAUUUGUUUCAAUCAUUUCUAUUGUUUUCAAUGGAAAUUUGCUUCCUUUCUAUGUAAAUUGGGUUUAUUAUAUAUCGUGUCUUUUUAAUAUAAAUAUAUAUAUUUUUUAACCUUGUGCAAUUCAUGUUGAAUUAUUACUGCCCACGGAAUGUAAUUUUAAAGAGAUGUUGUUUUUUUGAUUUUCUGUUGAUCGUGGCAGCAGUAAUUCAUCAAAUGAUGUACAAGAGCAUUAUAACUGGGCAUAUAU
Pimephales promelas (fathead minnow) is the source of this 4817-nucleotide messenger RNA. The record is from RefSeq and is a predicted model, not a curated record. Lineage: Eukaryota; Metazoa; Chordata; Actinopteri; Cypriniformes; Leuciscidae.